Messenger RNA from Pocillopora verrucosa, 2920 nucleotides. NCBI's taxonomy places the organism in Eukaryota, Metazoa, Cnidaria, Anthozoa, Scleractinia, Pocilloporidae. The record is from RefSeq and is a predicted model, not a curated record.
CUUGACUAAAUCGACGUAACUAGGAAAAUAACAAAGAAUAGCCGUCGCUGGGAAACCUACAUCAUUAGAUUGCAAGGAGAAAGGAUUUCCAAAAUGGCAAAAGAGCUGCUUGUGAAAUUAUGGGACUUUCGACCGAUUUUCUACGCUGUGAUAACCCGUGUUUUGUUCUUUAUACAUGGAUUUCUGUCUGUGUGGCUUCUAGCACACUGUUUUAAUAAGAUUGAGUUCUGGGCAACCAUUUUGGGCAUUGUUCUGUUGUUCUUCGAAAUGGUUUACACGUUACUUGCUCGCAAAGGACAAGAAUACAAGUAUUUUUGGCCAAGCUGUUUCUUCUACAUGUCUACAAUGAUUCCGGUUAUAUGGAUUUUAGAAAUAGAUCUUCUAAAACAGCGUGUAGAUCCAACACAGCCACCAAGGGUAAAUGGAACUGUACAAUCUCAAGAGAAUAUUCCUGGGUGUCUUGGAAAUGUGGGUACAUCAACACUAGCCAAACAGAUAUGUGAAUUGGGUCUGAUCAUUGGAAUAAUCAUUGGAAGAUGGCUUCUACCAAGAGGUGAGAUUACCCGUGACCAGCUGUCAGCUCUUUUAUUGGGUUAUGUUGGCACUGCAGCAGACAUUCUUGAAUUAUUUGAAGUCCUUCAAGAAGAUGUUGUUCAAGCAGAGGAGUCAGUGACAUUUGCAGUGCUAGGUGUGUAUACAUGGAGCUUGUUACAGUUUUGUCUUGUCACCACAGCCACAACUGGAAAGAACAACCAGAUAAGGAUCACAAACAACAAGGUUUCACCUGAUGAUGUCAUAAACAGGAAAAUAAGUCUCCAUAGGUAUGAAAAACAAGAAGAUCUCAAGGAGAGAUACAUUCAGAGAUUACAGAUGAAACGUCGCCAAACAGAAAUGAAUGUCUUGCGUGGAAAGGGAUACAAAGGUGAAAAGAAGGAAAAGAAAAUUUACCCAAUUACAACUGCCAGGGGAGAGGUAAAAGAGAUCUCUCGGCGAGAAAUGCUGCUUCAUGGUGACAUAUUUGGCAUCCUGACUGGCAUCUUCAUGCAAGAUGGACCAUUUUUGAUCCUGCGACUACUAUUGAUAAUCAAUUACCAAGUAUACAGUGAGAUGCAUAUUUUCUUUACAUGUAAGAAUGCCAUUGCUUUGAGUCUGCUGGUGUAUAGAUUGUGUAUUCUGACUUGUACUGGUGAAGAUGAGGAAGACCUUGAACAUGAGGAACAAGAAUCCAGGUUACAAAAUGUCCAACAAGCAGUUUUAAGUGAGAACUUUAAGAAAGCAGGUGCCAUACAACUGGCAGGUUGAUGGCAGUAAUUCUUUUUACUGCUGUUUAAUGUGGCUUUGGUACAUGUACAUGCUUCACUGAAUCAUAGCCAUCCACAAUAUUUUAAAAGCAUGGUUAUGACUUAACAGAAAUGUGUGUUUGUGACUCUGUUUUUGCCAACACUGCCUUAAUUUUUCUUUCUUUUUACAAAAAAGAGUUGCUGAGAAGUAUGUAUAAACACCUACAAGCACUUUAUUUGUAGGAUAAAAGUAGACAAUCCUGAGUAGAAAGGACUUGCCUGUUUGGGUGAUCAAUUAGAACACAAGAUUUGCUUAAUCCUACCCAAAGAGACACAAGGGAAAAAAAAUAAUCAUCGAAGUUAUUAGUGCUCAGGGAUAAACUCAGAUAUGCCAUUUUAAAUUAAAUGUUGAUUGCUGUUGAUUCAACAUCACAUUGAUGUGUAAACAAAAGAGCCACAAUGAACCUGUUGGAGUCAUUAAAAGUUACUCAUUUGCUGUUUGUUGGCUUGUUUUAACUUGACAAAGCACCAAACUGUAUUUAGCCUAUUUAAUGAACAGACAAUUACUGUACCUUGGCAUGAAUGUUACCUUUGUAUGAGGUAGCAAAUGAAUAAUCUGUACAGUACAUUUCAAACUAAUAUAAACGUGAACGCAAAUUAAAUACUCACUGUAUCAUAAAAGACUGUGAACACUACUCCAACUACAAGAACUAUGUUGAAUUUAAUAGGUUUUUAACCAUUUCACUUGUUGGCUUUUGUUUUGAUGAUCAUUUCGUUAAUGAUUAAAAAUAAUUUAGAUCAGCUUUUUUCAAACGGUAUUGUUGACUGUGAAACUCCCUUGUAAAUAGUUAUUUAUUUCAACUUAUGAUCUAUUGAAAGUCAAAUUAAAGUUCUUCUGUAUCCUUUACUUGAUUUGCCUGCAAGCUUCUCUGUUAGUGUUUACAAUUUUUUUUGUAACUAUUGUGCGCUAGGACUAGUAAAAUUUUAUCUGGUUAUUUUUAGAAGGUUUGUAAGUCAUGCUUUGUUUGAUUUGACUGGAGAGGAAAAUAUGUUUACUUCAGUUUGUAGUAUUGAGCUUCUGAAAGACAAGACAAAAACACUAUUAUACAUGCUUAAUAUCUCAUAUUUUCUGAUACUUAAGACAACUGAUAAAAACAAGGUAUUUUGUAGUGAAAUGGAGAUAGUUGUGUGUGGAAUUUUUUCCAUGAUUAGAACAUGCCUUUGAGAGGUAUUCAGAUAACGUUUUAUUUAAUGAAUCUUAAAAUCUAACUAAAGGUGGACUUAUAACCUUGUAUAUGGUGUCAGGGAUUUGCAAGCAAUAUCAUAAUAAAUACCUGCUUUCAUCAACAAGUUACACUUGAAUAAUAAGCACAGGUUUCAAUUAGUUCUUGUCUGCAAUUGACAUCAACCACAUGCUUUAAAGGCUUCACAUAUCCUUUAUAUGCUCUAAGUUACCUAAAGAAUGAACUAGAAGUUUCUAGCCAAAUUGCCUAAACCUAUUAAUGGAGGAAGUGAUGCUUAUUGUAGAGACGAUUAAUGUAUUUUGUAGAGCAGCAUGUGACAUUCAGUGUAGGUUGUAUGCUACUAACUUGUAUUGUACUAAGUAUAUUUUUUUAUAAUAACUAUAAAUAAAAUUUGAA